GCAAACCGAGUUGGGUCGUAGUUAGUAUGGCGGAACCCGGCUCUCCUUCAAUCAGACAACCGUGUGCUAUAAGAGUGUCCUCCGGUUCCGCGACGACCUCCACACUGGACUCGUCUCCUGCACACACAGCUGAAUCACAAACCUCCGCACGAUGUCCGCCAGCCUUGCGAACCCUGAUUCUUCACCGUUGACGCAUUGGUCGCCAUACGUGAAGGCGCUUUAUGCGCGGCGUGGCGAGCCACCGCUGGGCGCCGUCGGGACUGUCUACACGGACAAGCUGGAGGAGGCUGCACGUGAAAAGCUCCAGAGCCGCGAUCGCCUCGACGCGUUCUUGUAUGUGUAUGGCAGUGCGGGGACGUGCUCCUCGCAUGAGGACAACAUCAACGAGUUCAGGAAAUGGAAGAUCAUCCCGCGGAUGAUGACCGAUGCCUCGAAUCGUAACCUGGAGACGACUCUGUUUGGAGUGAAAUACCCUUCGCCAGUGCUUCUCGCGCCCAUUGGCGUCCAGGGCAUCGUACAUCCCGACGGGGAGGUUGCAAGCUCCGCUGCUGCAGGGGAAGUCGGCGUCCCAUACAUCAUGAGUACUGCGUCGACGCGGUCCAUCGAGGCUGUCGCCCAGGCGAACGGACCCAAUGGCCAUCGGUGGUACCAGCUCUACUGGCCGCGGCAUGACGACGUGACCAUCUCCCUUCUGAGUCGCAUAAAGGCCUCAGGCUUUAACGCCCUUGUCAUAACGCUCGACACCAUGCUCCUCGGCUGGCGCCCGCACGAUAUCGAAACAGCGUACCUGCCGUUCCUCCAGGGCGUAGGUUGCCACAUCGGGUUCACCGACCCGGUAUUCAUGACACGCCACGGCGAGGAACCCUUGCCACUGGACAGCCACCCCGAGUUCCCGUACGACCCGGCUAAGAUCGACGAACGCAUACUGAACGGCGACGAGAAGACCAGGAGGACAGCUGAGCUGGGCAACGCGUGGAUCACGGAGGUCACGUCGGGCUGGUUCAGAACAUGGCAGCAUUUGCCAUUCAUCAAGCAACACUGGGACGGCCCUGUUGUCCUAAAGGGGAUUAUGUGUGCGGAGGAUGCUGAGCUUGCCAUUGACCAUGGUGUUGACGGCAUCGUCGUGUCCAACCACGGUGGUCGCCAGGUAGAUGGGUCUAUUUCGACCCUCUACGCUCUGCACCAGAUUAUGCAGAGCCCCAAAGUCCGCGCAGCGCAGGCAGCCGGUAAAUUCACCGUCCUGAUGGACUCGGGCAUUCGUACCGGCGUCGACGUGAUCAAGGCGAUCGCCCUCGGUGCCGACGCAGUCCUCUACGGCCGCCCGUUCAUGUACGCCUUGACUCUCGGCGGUCAGAAGGGCGUCAAGCACCAAAUCGAGGCACUUCUCGCGGACACCGAGACGUCGCUAGGUCUCAGCGGGUACUCGACGCUGAGCGAGAUCCGAGGGAAGUGGGAGAAGGUCUUGGUGAAGGACUGAACAACGAGAAGCCGUAUCUCAAGGGGGAUAACCAACGCCGGGGCGCGCUGAAGUCUGUACGAUCUAGGACUGUAUUUCAUAGACGGGAUAACAUAUUGAGAACUCACCGGUCGGAAGA
Fomitopsis serialis is the source of this 1595-nucleotide messenger RNA. Its product is annotated as FMN-dependent alpha-hydroxy acid dehydrogenase. Gene Ontology annotation, molecular function: oxidoreductase activity; FMN binding. The record is from RefSeq and is a predicted model, not a curated record. Bases 152 to 1477 code for a protein of 441 amino acids. The transcript has 7 exons. Lineage: Eukaryota; Fungi; Basidiomycota; Agaricomycetes; Polyporales; Fomitopsidaceae.